Messenger RNA from Daldinia vernicosa, 1525 nucleotides. RefSeq names its product calcineurin subunit B. The record is from RefSeq and is a predicted model, not a curated record. The coding region runs from base 600 to 1124 and encodes 174 amino acids. The transcript has 5 exons. NCBI's taxonomy places the organism in Eukaryota, Fungi, Ascomycota, Sordariomycetes, Xylariales, Hypoxylaceae. Gene Ontology annotation, molecular function: calcium-dependent protein serine/threonine phosphatase regulator activity; calcium ion binding.
UCGUGCAUCUCGUUGAAAAUAUUUUCUAUCUUUGCAUGCAGCGGUGUACUUUAGUUGCAUGCAGCUGUAGAUGUCGUUAGAUCGUAUGUUGCAUCUUCGAGCUCUGGAUUUCUUGGUUGCAGGAGCAUUUUCUCCUAUGUCCGACGAGUCGAAUUGGUCAUGUUCAGCCACAAGUUCUCAGCCACAAGUCAUAUCUGAUAAGAUCCAAGGCAUCCUGUGGCUUGAGCUAUCAGAUGCGGCUGUGCUUCUCCAAUCAUCUAGGUACAAAAGACAAUUAAGAUCUAAAAGUCGCCUCGUCAAGAGAGACCCCACCAACCCGCGUUCCCACCCAACUCUCCAUCAGCCUCAUCCAUCACAAGCGGAACAUCGCAGGCGGAACGUGAAUAAUAUUCACUGAAUAUUAUAGCAUCUUUCAACCCCCAACCCCCACGAAGAGCCCCGUUCCUUUGACGCAACUUCGAACAUACCCCAGUGAUAUUUUUAUUUAACCAACCGACUUUCAUUUCCAAAUACAUUUCCAAAUAUACAUAACAGCUCUUUAUCCAGCCUCCCCGUCCCAUUAUUUCGAAUCCGCCUCCGCCAAGGGGCUUCCCGGCAAUAUGGGGAAUACAACGAGCACCGUGCUAGAUAAUAUCGUUCAGGGGUCGAACUUCGACAGGGAGGAGGUCGAUAGGCUGAGGAAGAGGUUCAUGAAGCUUGAUAAAGAUAACUCGGGCACGAUCGAACGAGAAGAGUUUCUUAGCUUACCGCAAAUAUCGUCAAACCCGCUCGCUACGAGAAUGAUAGCCAUCUUCGACGAGGACGGAGGCGGGGACGUAGACUUCCAGGAGUUCGUGUCGGGGCUGAGCGCGUUCAGCAGCAAGGGCAACAAGGAGCAGAAGCUGCGGUUCGCAUUCAAGGUGUACGACAUCGACCGGGACGGGUACAUCAGCAACGGCGAGCUGUUCAUCGUGCUUAAGAUGAUGGUUGGGAGCAACUUGAAGGACCAGCAGCUCCAGCAGAUCGUCGACAAGACCAUCAUGGAGGCCGACCUCGACAAGGACGGCAAAAUCAGCUUCGAGGAGUUCACUAAGAUGGUCGAGAAUACUGACGUUAGCAUGAGCAUGACUUUAGAUCAGUUUUAGAUACCUAGCCGCACCACCGGCCAUGUGGCCGUAGUAAUGAAUUAUGAAGCCUGGGACGAAUUUGCGCUUGUUCUUGUGCUUGUUAACAGGUGGACUUUAUCAUCUGUGAAGACUUGGUGAUUAUUAAUGUCACUCGCAAGUCGAAAACGGGGAGGUGUGUUAUUUGGAGUGAGCGGGAACUUUGACGAGGUACUAAGAGGGGAUCCAGUAUGUAAUCUGUAAUCUCAAUGACGAGUUCCCAGAGAUAGCCUCAGAAGUUGUAUCCGUGCAUAAAUAUAGUUGCCAAGGUGACUUACGAUAUAAGGUCCGCUUUGAGUCUUAAUAAAAGAUUUAGAUGCUAGGUAUCUUGAAGCCUUAGAAUAAAAAAAAACCAGGAAGAUCCCUCUUCUUGUCUGCCGGAA